CAUGAAGCAAACGAGCUUAUGCUACCACACGUUCUUGCUAUGAUAUAAUUUGCUGCCACAAACCCAAAGCAGUGGGGUCAGUUAAUCGUGGACUAAAACCUCCAAAACUCAUAAGUAACCUUGACAAGAAUAACUAGCUGCAAAUAAAUUACAGAUACAGACACUAAAAUUUACUAAUGUAAAAAUAUUCCUCAGUUUUGGAAAAUUGAUUUUAAAAAUGGAAACAUUCAAAACAGUGGCAAAAGAGCUGAACAACAUCCAAGUUAGUGGUUGUCUACUUGCAACAGCAUUUUGACAGUGUUAUCGCACAUUCUCUGAACAAUAAGAAGGCAGUUGGCAAAAGAAAGAGCAAACAGUCUGGAUUCAAAAGAUUUGAGUUCACAUCUUCUUAUUGCCUUUUACUAGCACUGAGGCCUCAGGCUGACCCGAAAGUUGGGAGAUGGAGAGUAAAUAUAGAGAAAUGCUGUUACUAACCGGCCUGGAUAACAUCACUGAUGAGGAACUGGAUAGGUUUAAGUUCUUUCUUCCAGAUGAAUUCAAGAUUGCCAAGAGCAAACUACAGACCGCAAAUAGGACAGAGUUAGCCGACUUGCUGAUUCAAAGUGCUGGUGUGGUGUCUGCAGUGGUGAAGACCAUACGUGUCUUCCAGAAGCUGAAUUAUAUGCAAGUGGCAAAAAGUCUUCAGGAAGAGAAGGCAAAAGUUGAUGAGAAGUACAAGGGAAAUAAAAAGACAAAGGAAGCAAGCCUCACAAAGAGGAAAAGUCAAACUGAAAUGAGUCCUGUGGUCUCUGCAGUCAGCAGAAAGGAUGCCAUCCAGCCCGGUGUGCCACCAGCAGCCUCUCCUCAUGUGAAGCCUAAGCAGAAGCAGGUGGUGGCCCAGCCAGAAUCUGUCAGAAAAGAAGAGUUGCAGAAAAGCCACAUAACAGUCAUGGUGCUGAAAGCAACGAAGCCCUUUGAGUUUGAUACCCAGGAUGGAAGAAAGGAAGAGAUGUUUCAUGCUACUGUGGCCACAGAGAAGGAAUUUUUUUUUGUAAAAGUUUUUAAUAUGCAGCUAAAAGAUAAAUUCACCCCAAAGAGAAUAAUUAACAUAUCAAAAUAUUAUUGGUGUGGUGGUUUUCUGGAGGUGAAUAGUGCCUCACUUGUAUUUGAUGCUGAAUCUGACCAAGAGAUCAAUGUACCAAAGCAUAUUAUCAGGAAAGCUGGUGAAACACCAAAGAUAAAUAAGCUUCAGACUCAACCUCUUGGAACAAUAGUGAAUGGGGUGUUUGUAAUUCAGAAGAAAACAGAAAAAAAGGAUCAUGUACUAUUUGACAUCAGUGACAAAACAGGGAACAUGGAAGUAUUGGUGCUCACAAAACAGAACCAAAUAAAUUGCGAGGAAGGAGAUAAGCUUAAACUUACAUUCUUUGAGCUGUCAAAAAGUGGAAAAAAGUUACAGCUGAAAUUUGGAGUUCAUAGCUUCUUUACGGUUAUUAAGGCCAAAAAAUAAAAAUAAAUGAAAGGAUCAAUUGAACUCAGUUUGUCUAAGCAACAUUGAAUUGAAGAAUCCCUGAUACACAUUUUGACCUGCUUGUGAUUGUGAGCUACCUGGGAACGCCAGUUCACAGGUUCCUUCCUACAUCAAAUUAGUCAGGAUGUGAUGAUCGCUGGAUAAAUAACUCCAAAAUAUCAACAUGUCAUCAUAAUAAAAGAUUUUCUCAUUAGUUAGAGUCCUGGUUUGGUUUGGGGAAGGGAUAGGAUUCUGCUAUGUAUAUAUAUUCAAGGACAUUGCUAUUCAAUAAAUAUCUGUUGAAUGAAUAAAAUUAUUAAUAAGAAUUUUUA
Messenger RNA from Sciurus carolinensis (gray squirrel), 1821 nucleotides. RefSeq names its product absent in melanoma 2 (gene Aim2). Gene Ontology annotation, cellular component: AIM2 inflammasome complex. NCBI's taxonomy places the organism in Eukaryota, Metazoa, Chordata, Mammalia, Rodentia, Sciuridae. Gene Ontology annotation, biological process: cellular response to interferon-beta; activation of innate immune response. The coding region runs from base 440 to 1489 and encodes 349 amino acids. Gene Ontology annotation, molecular function: double-stranded DNA binding. The record is from RefSeq and is a predicted model, not a curated record. The transcript has 9 exons.